AGUCUCGGCAGUGUUUUUAAUCUGUGGAACAGGGAAGUGAAAGUUAGCUGCAGUGCGUCGUUCAUUAUUGAUGUGUGUAAUCAUUACACUGACACCUCAUUGGUUACAAUAACUCAUGAAAAGCUGGUGCUACUUUACUCUUUCUUGGUUAGCUAAACGCGGCCGUACCGACUUCCUGUUUGACUUUGGCGGAAAAAAACUGUCCCAUUGAGGUGAUAAAUGAGAAGAUGACUGAAGGUAAUGGCAAGGCGGUUUACUGGAUCAUUGCCUCGACUUUCAUAGUAAAUUUAGCUCAAACUUUAGCGGCUCGGCAGCCUCACGUCGUGUUUAUCCUGGCUGAUGACUUCGGCUGGUACGAUAUCGGCUACCACGGCUCCGAGAUCAGGACGCCAAACCUGGACAAGCUGUCGGCCGGAGGAGUCCGCCUGGAGAACUACUAUGUGCAGCCUCUGUGCACCCCCUCCAGGAACCAGCUCAUGACCGGGAGGUAUCAGAUCCACACCGGUAUGCAGCACCAGAUCAUCUGGCCCUGCCAGCCGUACUGCGUUCCUUUGGAUGAGAAACUGCUGCCUCAGCUCAUGAAGGAGGCCGGGUAUGCCACACACAUGGUCGGCAAGUGGCACCUGGGCAUGUACAAGAAGGACUGCCUGCCCACACGCCGUGGCUUUGACACGUACCUUGGUUACCUGACAGGUAGUGAGGAUUACUUCACUCACUUCCGCUGUUAUCAAAGCCCCUCGCUGAACCUGAGCCGCUGUGCGUUGGACCUUAGAGAUGGGGAAGAGGUCGCCACAGGAUACAAAGGGGUCUAUUCCACUGAGCUGCUGAGCCAGAGGGCCAUCAGCAUCAUUGAAAGACACAUCUCUCAAAAGCCACUCUUCAUGUAUGUGGCACUGCAGGCAGUCCAUGCACCCCUGCAGGUGCCAGAGCGCUACGUGACUCCCUACAGUUUUAUCAAAGACACCAAUCGCAGACUUUACGCCGGCAUGGUGUCGGCUAUGGAUGAGGCGGUGGGCAACAUCACCAUGGCUUUACAAAAAGAGGGACUCUGGAACAAUACAGUCCUUGUGUUCUCAACUGAUAAUGGAGGUCAAACGCUGUCUGGUGGCAGCAACUGGCCACUGCGAGGGAGGAAGUGGUCACUAUGGGAAGGAGGAGUCCGAGGAGUUGGAUUUGUUGCCAGCCCGUUACUGAAACAGCCGGGCACAGUCAACCGCGAGCUCAUCCACAUCUCUGACUGGCUACCUACACUUGUUGGCCUGGCAGGAGGAAGCACCACAGGCACGAAGCCGCUGGACGGCUUCGAUGUGUGGAACGCGAUCAGCAAAGGGUUUGCCUCACCCAGACUGGAGCUGCUGCACAACAUCGACCCUCUGUAUUAUGACACUGCUCCAUGUCCUGGCAGGCAGCACAAGUUAACUUUGGCUCAGGUGGUCAGCAGAGAUAUGUGGGCCAACUCCAGCUUCAAUGUGUCCAUUCACGCUGCCAUUCGAUCUUCAAAGUGGAAGCUGCUGACUGGGUACCCAGGAUGUGACGUUUGGUUCCCCCGGCCUGAUGACAACACCUCCGACUCAAGCUCCUCUGAGGUGGAUCAUCUGAAGCCUGUCAUGCUGUUUAACAUUGAAAAAGAUCCAGAAGAGAGAAAUGAGGUGUCGGCUAAGUUCCCCAAGGGAAUCUUCGUCAGAUCACGACCGAUUGAGGUGUUUGACCUUCCAUUGAAAGCAGCAUACAGACUAGAGCAGGAAAUGCUUCCUGCUGAGAGCAGGCGGCCCUGUCCGAAUGUGGGCCGCGACCCUUAACCUGCCCUGAAUGUUGAUUGACAGCUGAGCAAAACAAACAAACAAUACUGCUGCUACAGAAAAACAGAGCCGUAGACCUGUUUGUCAUUAAGGAGUCAAUGACGCUCCUGUUUUGUUUACCACAAUUCCCAGACUUGUCACCAUAGAAACCAAAGCUGCAAUGCUGUUUGCUCUCAGCUCCUUGCUCCAUGUGACAUUUAACAUAUAUCUUGCACUGUUACCACUCAAAUCUGUCCUUUAAAUGUGAAGGUGGUACCAGGAUAUGCCAAUACUUUUAUGCAAAGUUGUGAGGGUUUGAACUUGUGUUUCAGUUUAAAUGGUGCAUGUUUUGAAAUGCACUUUUUUAUGCUAAAAGCACAUCAGUGGAUUGAUUUUUGUUUUGUAAUUUAACAUAAGGAAAUGGAUACCUUGGCUUCCUUAAUUUAUAAUUAUUAAUUUUCCGUAAAUACCAGCACCACAAAAAGUCUUUAUGAAGUAUAUUAUCUUUAUUAACAUGUUUCCAAAUCCUGGUCGGUGCGCCUAAAUAUGUGACAUCACUUUUUUCCUUCCAAGCCCCACCCACUUCAUGUAAGUAAAAAGUACUUGGAAUAAAAGAAUAUGGUAUUUUAUGAUGAAUGUUUCACUGUGUUGCACAGUAUAAAGCUGAUUGAGAGUAAAGUAUAUUUUAAAUCAC
Messenger RNA from Oreochromis aureus, 2472 nucleotides. It is a transcript of the gene arsb, whose product is annotated as arylsulfatase B. The coding region runs from base 228 to 1799 and encodes 523 amino acids. NCBI's taxonomy places the organism in Eukaryota, Metazoa, Chordata, Actinopteri, Cichliformes, Cichlidae. The transcript has 10 exons. The record is from RefSeq and is a predicted model, not a curated record.